Molecule: messenger RNA, 2129 nt
Organism: Parus major (Great Tit)
Lineage: Eukaryota; Metazoa; Chordata; Aves; Passeriformes; Paridae
Gene: RBBP5
Product: RB binding protein 5, histone lysine methyltransferase complex subunit
Exons: 12
Coding region: 80-1546 (488 amino acids)
Cellular component (GO): Set1C/COMPASS complex
Molecular function (GO): protein binding
Source: RefSeq, a predicted model, not a curated record
GGGGGCGAGCCUGGAGCUGCUCGAGUCCUUCGGCCAGAACUACCCCGAGGAGGCUGACGGGACCCUGGACUGCAUCAGCAUGGCCCUGACGUGCACCUUCAACCGCUGGGGCACGCUGCUGGCCGUGGGCUGCAACGACGGCAGGAUCGUCAUCUGGGACUUCCUGACCCGUGGCAUCGCCAAGAUCAUCAGCGCCCACAUCCACCCCGUCUGCUCCCUCUGCUGGAGCCGGGAUGGGCACAAGCUGGUGAGUGCCUCCACCGAUAACAUCGUGUCUCAGUGGGACGUGCUGUCCGGGGACUGCGACCAGCGCUUCCGCUUCCCCUCGCCCAUCCUCAAAGUGCAGUACCACCCCCGCGACCAGAACAGGGUGCUGGUGUGUCCCAUGAAGUCGGCCCCGGUGAUGCUGACGCUCUCUGACUCCAAGCACGUGGUGCUGCCCGUGGACGACGACUCCGACCUCAACGUGGUGGCGUCGUUUGACCGCAGAGGGGAAUACAUCUACACCGGGAACGCCAAGGGCAAGAUCUUGGUCUUAAAAACAGACACUCAGGAUCUUGUUGCUUCCUUCAGAGUGACCACAGGGACCAGCAACACCACGGCCAUUAAAUCCAUCGAGUUCGCCCGCAAAGGGAGCUGCUUCCUGAUCAACACGGCCGACCGGAUCAUCCGCGUGUACGACGGGCGGGAGAUCCUCACCUGCGGGCGCGACGGCGAGCCCGAGCCCAUGCAGAAACUGCAGGACCUGGUCAACAGGACCCCCUGGAAGAAGUGCUGCUUCUCGGGGGACGGCGAGUACAUCGUGGCGGGCUCGGCGCGGCAGCAUGCGCUCUACAUCUGGGAAAAGAGCAUCGGCAACCUGGUGAAAAUCCUGCACGGAACGCGCGGCGAGCUCCUGCUGGACGUGGCAUGGCAUCCGGUGCGGCCCAUCAUCGCCUCCAUUUCCAGCGGGGUGGUUUCCAUAUGGGCUCAGAACCAGGUGGAAAACUGGAGCGCUUUUGCCCCCGAUUUCAAGGAGCUGGAUGAAAACGUGGAAUACGAGGAGCGGGAAUCGGAAUUCGACAUCGAGGACGAGGAUAAGAGCGAGCCAGAGCAGACAGGUGAUGCCCAAAACCAUUCCCAGGGAAUUCCAGGGAAUUCCCAGCUUUCCCUGGAAUCCUCUGGAUCCCUCCUGGCCACGUGGUGGAGCCCAAAAACAAGGAAAAAAAAAAUCCUGGGAAGUGAAAAACCCCCCUUCCAUCACCCCUCACCCCAAGCCCGUUAUCCCCCACCCCAAAUCCCGAUGUUUCCCCCAACGCCUGACCCCAAACCCCGCGGUUUCCCAGAGGUUCACCCGCUGCUGGGCGUCAAGGGCGACGGUAAAUCCAAGAAGAAGCAAGCAGGCAGGCCCAAAGGAUCAAAAGGUAAAGACAAAGAUUCUCCAUUUAAACCGAAACUCUACAAAGGGGACAGAGGUUCUUUACCUCUGGAAGGAGCGGCCAAGGGGAAGGUGCAGGCGGAGCUGGGCCAGCCCCUGACAGGUGGUGCAAUCUCAGAGUUGCUAUGAAGACUCUUCCUUCUCUCCCUGUCUCCUUUCCUCUCUUGGCUCCCCAGCGUGGAAACGCUGGAAUUCUCAGUCAGGACUGGCACAGACUGAAUUCCAUGGAUUCAGGGAGUGAUUUGGGGCAGGAAUGACUCUGGAAGAGGGAGCAGCCUCCGCCCUCCUGCUGCCUCUCCGUGGAUCAGGCACAGCUGGCGCGGAGAAGGCUCGGACCGAGCUCCAGUUGGGAAUUCCGGGGACAAAUCCCUGUCCCAAAGUGACCUGAGCCCCUUCCCCGCCACUCCAGAGCCUCUCCACCUUUAUCUCCCAAAAUCUCGCAUCAUUCCCGGAUGGAAGAACACCCCAAAGAGUGGAUUUGGAUUCCUGGCUGGAUCCUGCAAAGCCCCCCCUUUUCCAGCUGGGAAUUCCCGUCUCGCUGAGCCCAUUCCUGCCCAGCUUUUCUGGGUGACAGGAUCAGGGCAGAGCCGCUGAUCCCAGCCCAGAUUUUCAGGAAUUUCCGCUCUGGAAUCUGCCUUGCUUUGGUGUUUAUUUCUCCCACUCUGCCGGUGGCAGAAGGGGCAGCUUUAGAUAAAAAAAACUCAUUUUCCAA